AUGACUGCUAACCUGAUCGAGAAGCAGGGGUUGCGACUCGCCGUGGAGGGCUGCGGCCAUGGAACACUUCACGACAUAUAUGCCUCGAUCGAGGAGGCGUGCAAGAGCAAAGAAUGGCCUGGAGUCGAUCUGUUGAUCAUCGGCGGUGACUUUCAGUCUGUACGGAAUGCGUUCGAUCUUAAUUGCAGGACGGCGCCAUAUCUGACAGUCUUCGUUGGAGGCAAUCACGAAGCAAGUAACUACCUCUUCGAGCUCUACUACGGAGGCUGGGUGGCCCCGAAUAUCUACUACCUCGGCGCAGCAAACGUACUUCGUGUCGGACCACUACGGAUUGCAGGCAUGAGUGGUAUCUGGAAAGGCUACAACUUCCGUAAACCACAUCACGAACGUCUACCGUAUAAUGAGAGCGAACUUAAGUCUAUCUACCACACCCGAGAGCUCGAUGUACGCAAGCUUUUGCAGAUUCGAUCACAAGUCGACAUCGGCAUAAGCCACGACUGGCCCAAGGGUGUGGAGUGGAAAGGGAAUUGGAAGCAAUUGUUUCGGUUCAAGAAGCAUCUUGAAGAUGAUGCGAGAGGUGGUCAGCUGGGGAGCGUGGCCGCUCAGCAGGUCCUUGAGCGGCUUCGCCCGCGGCAUUGGUUCAGUGCUCAUCUUCACUGCAAAUAUGCUGCCGUCAUCGACCACAACGACACUUCGGAGCCACAGAACUCACUUCCGUCGGCAAGCGCUAAUAUGCCUGUGCCCAAGAACGACAAUGAAAUCGAUUUGGAUGACGAUCUUGAUGAUUCAGCAGCUAAUAUCGAAGCCGUCGUCAAUCGCAACGAUGCCGAGAUCGACCUCGAGCUGGAAGACGAUGUGAACGGCGUUGCAGAAGUUACUCCAGGCCAAGGAGUGGAUGGACUGCAGAUUCCAAUAGAAAAACACGCUGCACUUGCGCAACCCACCCUUAGCGAACAAGCCGUCGCCGCACGAUCAGCUUUGCCCGACGCCUUCAAGCGCCAGCCACUCCCGAUCAAAGAGCCUGUCGAGCACCCCCCUGACAUUACCAAUAUUACCACGAACUUCCUGGCUCUGGACAAAUGUCUACCACAAAAGCAAUUCCUCCAACUGCUUGAUAUUCCUAUAUUGGACGGCCAACCGCUGGAUCGACCACUAAAGCUCUGCUACGAUCGCGAAUGGCUAGCAAUCACUCGAGCUAUCACACUCAGUGAGCCGCCGCAAUUUGGCAAUCCAGAGGCUGUCAUUCCUCGAAGCAAAAGUCAAUCUGAGUAUCGAGUACUCAUCGACGAGCAGAUGAAGUGGGUUGAAAAGAAUUUGGAUGCGGAGCAAAUGGUAAUUCCAGAGAACUUCGAGGUGUUAGCACCAGUCUAUGAUGGUGGCAAUUGGAUCCUGCCGCAGUGCGCUCAAGUUGAAGAGCACCCCAAUUCACAGACUGCCAAGUUUUGUGAGAUGCUGCAGAUACCGAAUGCCCUUGCUAUAAGCGACGAGGAUCGAGUUGCCAGGUUAGCUGCAGGUCCGAGACCAGAUCCUGAUGCUGAGCGCUUCAACGCAAGUCGUGGCCGUGGUGGGUUUGGUGGUGGACGUGGCCGUGGCCAUGACAGAGGCAGGGGUAGAGGCAGAGGCCGAGGUCGUGGUCGUGGACGAUGA
Messenger RNA from Recurvomyces mirabilis, 1647 nucleotides. It is a transcript of the gene DBR1, whose product is annotated as lariat debranching enzyme. Gene Ontology annotation, biological process: mRNA splicing, via spliceosome. The transcript has 2 exons. The record is from RefSeq and is a predicted model, not a curated record. The coding region runs from base 1 to 1647 and encodes 548 amino acids. NCBI's taxonomy places the organism in Eukaryota, Fungi, Ascomycota, Dothideomycetes, Mycosphaerellales, Teratosphaeriaceae. Gene Ontology annotation, molecular function: RNA lariat debranching enzyme activity. Gene Ontology annotation, cellular component: nucleus.